AUGUUCCCUACAUUCACGGGGUCUUCCCGCCGACCCCGGAACGUUAACCUAAGCGGACAGCGCAACGCAAAUCCUUGGGCUAGCUCAAGCCGCACACCCGGAUUGUCCGGUGCCUCUAAAACUGUCGCCCAGGCCCAGGUUGAGCGCGAAAGGAGACACCGUGAACGAGAAGAAUUAGCCGCCUCAAAGCGUCUUCAAAAGGUGUGGCGGGGCCACUGGGAUCGCCGAUGCCUCCGGGACUUACGACGACUAGAAUAUGAUGCUAUAUACAGACAUCCUAUCGUUCCCGAAAAUUGUCAGCAACGAAUAAAACAAGCAUAUCCACUCCUACUUGCCAUUUUCUUGCCAACCAGUUCCGACGACCAGCGGCGUCUGGAACUAUUUAUCUCAGAUCUCCUGGCCCUCUCUCCAAACCCAAGCCAGCCAGUUGACUUCAGCAUAUUCGACGCCAUCUCGUGGGAUCGGUUGGCUCGCCUCUCUGUGAAUGCUCUAGAUAAGCAUGAUGAUGGUUCAUCUCAGAAACUUCUCAUCGCUUUGACCGAUAUCGUUAAGCGAAGGCCCAAUUCCAUUAAACCUGUACUAAAACUAUACUACUCUACCCUCGCGCGACUUGCGGAUAGGAUAUCGUCAAUCAAUCUUCCCGAUGGGUAUGGCCGGACUCUGCUCGAGGCUGUGGCGGCCCCAUUAGCAUCAAAUAAAGAUACCAGAGCAUAUGAUGGGGAAGCAUAUCAGACAUUUGCCUAUACUUUCUUGACUUCUUCGAGGUCGGGGUUUUUGCGAGAUAAUCCCGAAGAUAUUGUCCAACUUCUAAACCUUGAGGCCUUAUCGCAAAGUAUCCUGCAGGCGUUCUCGACUCCCAGCUUUCUUAGUACUGUGACAAGGGACGACCUACUCUGGCUCCUUGCCCACUUUAUUAAAUUAAAUAGUGUGGCAUCUGCAUCUCAGGGUUCCAGAUAUCUCGAAGCUCUGAAUCAACAAAUGUCGUUUCUUGCAGCUGACAUUAGAUCACGUAUGAACCCCCCAGAAGAAAGUGACGAUGAAUACGCAUCAGAUCCGGAUGAAGAUAUGAUAAUUUCGGGUAUCACGCCAUUACCCGAGUACGUGAUCAGUCAACUUGAAAUCCUAGUUAGCGAGGAUGGCAUUACGGAUCUUUUAAACAGAUUUGCGAUCACUACUUCAACUACCCAUGGUAUCUCAGAAGAUACAAGUCUGCUUGCAGGAUAUACCCUCGUCCUACUACGGUGUUUCCCUACUCAUGGUGAUGAUAUCAAGAUGCGUCUCUUCCAGGGUGAUAUCCAGACUUUUGAAGGCGAGAACAAGCUCGCUUCGCCCUCCAUCAAGUUUUUGUGGAGAGUAGCAUCUAAAACCUCCAUUUUCACGAGCAUAGUACAGCAAGCGAAAGCCAAAGAGAGAUCUGUUUCCGUUCUACCGCUAUUAGAACGAGAUUUUAUACUAGACCUAGAGUGGAGGACCCUGAUUCUCUUUCUAGAGCUCUAUAAUUUCUUGCUUCGAGUCACUGAUGAUGAAGACUUUUUACCCCACGAAGCCGAUAUAGGGACACAGCAGAGUCAGGCAACACAAAGGAUUCGCUCCAGUAACCUGAAUUUUGAAGAACUUAAACUUCUCGUCACCUUCCUUAAACACUUGACAUUCCCGUUAUAUUACAAUCAACAUGAAAUUAUGCAACCCAAGCCGACGUCCGAACUGCAAGAUACCACGAGGGGUGGUGGUUCAACGAGAUCUUUGGGCGAUGCGAAAAAUAAUUCUGCAUCAUUUGCUGGUAUUGUUGGCCUGGAUGUUUUUGGCCUCAGAGAUGUAACGUCAUCCUCUAUCCGCGCUUUGUACGAGAGGGAUUCACGACGACCGUUCCUUCCUCGUGGCUUUUGGCUUAUGACUGCAAAAUUUGACAUGGAUGUAUUUAUGAAGGCCGUCGUAGUGGAAGGAUUACAAGAAGACGAGGAGUCUGAUGACGAUGAUGAAGACCCUUCAUCGACUCUCUCUGAUAACGUUAUCAACAACCGGCUUACCCAACCUACAGCUCGUCGCCGACUACAAACAACCCAGUCGGAGCAGUUUCGAUACUCAAUUGGCCCGAAGCUCGAGAUUCUUCGGAAUAUGCCAUUCGCAAUCCCGUUCGAAAUGAGGGUUCAAAUAUUCCGGCAAUUCAUUCAUCUGGACAAAUCAAAGCGACGAGGUGGUCACGUCAACCCGGAUCAAUGGCGACUUGCGAUAUUAUCAGGUGGUGAUGCCAGGAGGGAAUCAUUGGGCCGCCACACCGCUACAGUCGCACGUGGAAGAGAAUUUGAAGACGCAUUUAGUCAAUUCUACACGUUGGGCGAGGGCCUCAAAGAGCCUAUUCAAAUCACCUUUGUGGAUCAGUUCAACCAGCCAGAAGCUGGCAUCGAUGGCGGAGGUGUGACGAAAGAGUUCCUAAUCAGCGUCACUAACGAUGCUUUCAGCCCAGAACGUGAUGAUCAGACUUAUUUCGUCUCCAAUGAUCAAAACAUGCUCUAUCCCAACCCAUCAAUUAUCGAUGACCUGGAGGCGAAGAUGAGACAUUACGGCUUCCCACCUGGGGGUCAAGAAUGGAGGGACACCGUGGGUGAUGUAUUAAAGAAAUAUGAAUUUAUAGGCCGUAUAGUUGGGAAAUGCUUGUACGAAGGGAUCUUAAUCGAUAUCUCGUUCGCCAGCUUUUUUCUUCUCAAGUGGGCUUCCUCCGGGCAGAGUACUUCGACAGACUACCGGGCCAAUCUCAACGACUUACGGGAUCUUGAUCCUAUGCUUUACCAGGGGCUUCUGACUAUGAAGAACUACCCCGGGGAUGUAGCGGACCUCGCAUUAGACUUCACGAUCGCCGACACAGUGUGGCAUCCCUCUGGUAAUCGACGCACUAUCGCACGUCCAUUGAGGAGAGACGGUGCCAAUAUACCAGUCACCAAUAAGGAUCGCCCACUCUACAUAUCAUAUGUCGCAAACCAUAGACUUGUCGCACAACAGUACAAGCAGGCGAAAGCGUUUCUUCGCGGAUUAGGCGCCAUCAUCAACCCUUCUUGGCUCUCCAUGUUCAACCAGUCCGAACUCCAGCGCCUCAUCGGCGGCGACAGCUCCGAGAUAGAUGUGGAGGAUCUCAGGAAGAACACCUUUUAUUCCGGUCUCUACACGAUAGGCGACGACGGGCAAGAGCACCCUACGAUCCGCUUCUUCUGGGACGUCAUGCGAACACUAAAGGACUCGGAGCGCAGAGACGUGCUGAAAUACGUCACGUCCACGCCGAGAGCACCCCUCCUCGGCUUCUCGCAGCUCAAGCCCCAGUUCAGUAUAAGGGAUGGCGGCCCCGACGAGGAACGACUCCCCAGCACGAGCACCUGCGUCAAUCUGCUCAAACUUCCGGUGUAUAAGUCGGCUGCCACGUUGAAGGCCAAACUGCUGUAUGCAGUGCAGUCCGGUGCGGGUUUCGACCUCAGCUAA
This is a messenger RNA of Xylaria bambusicola, 3468 nucleotides long. RefSeq lists its product as uncharacterized. Bases 1 to 3468 code for a protein of 1155 amino acids. The record is from RefSeq and is a predicted model, not a curated record. The transcript is spliced from 4 exons. Gene Ontology annotation, molecular function: protein binding; ubiquitin protein ligase activity. Lineage: Eukaryota; Fungi; Ascomycota; Sordariomycetes; Xylariales; Xylariaceae. Gene Ontology annotation, biological process: ubiquitin-dependent protein catabolic process; protein polyubiquitination.